Molecule: messenger RNA, 2133 nt
Organism: Achroia grisella
Lineage: Eukaryota; Metazoa; Arthropoda; Insecta; Lepidoptera; Pyralidae
Product: prefoldin subunit 1-like
Exons: 1
Coding region: 100-483 (127 amino acids)
Biological process (GO): protein folding
Cellular component (GO): cytoplasm; prefoldin complex
Molecular function (GO): protein folding chaperone
Source: RefSeq, a predicted model, not a curated record
AGUAUUAUAUAUCUUAUACUACUGACUGUACAUUAAAUAAAAAAAAUCUUUCGCACCAUCCAGUCCACAAUUAUACGACAGAAAUAUUUUAUUACUAUUAUGGCUAAACCUGUGGAUCUGGAAUUAAAAAAAGCUUUCAAUGAUUUGCAAAUCAAAAUGGUCGAAACAAGGAAGAAAAUUCAAUUUAUUGAUUCACAAAUAGAAGUGCUUAAACGGUGUAUGCAUCAUGCAGACAUUACUCAACGUGCCAUCAGUGGCUAUCCACCUGGAACAAAAACUUAUGAAUCAGUAGGUAGGAUGUUCCUUCUUACGGAUUUAGAAGAGGUUAAAAGUAAUCUUAAAACCCGAGAUACACAGUUAACAACACGUGCCAGUGAUUUUGAAAAAAACAAGCAGUAUUUAGAAAAGAACCUAAAAGAAAGCGAAGAUAACAUUAGAGAAAUGGUUCAACAAAGGAAAGAGCAAAGUGAAAAAACGAAUUAAAUAAUUCAUAAUACUUGUAAUGCUUCUUACACCAAGAUGGAUAAUGAUGAGAUAAUAAAUUCUGUUAAAUAAUAUUACUUUAUUAAUGUUUCUAACUUAUAGCAAUAAUAUAGACGUUAAUUCGGCAUUACAUCAGUAUUAGUAUUUAUUAUGAUGUUUACUAUAUACUUUAAUUGUUAAAACAUACUGGUAAUGCUGUUAAUUAUGCCCAUAUUAUUUAAACUAUAAGCUAUACCACACCACUGAUUAUAUUGAGGCACAGAGACAGUGAACAUACAGAAAAAAAUAGGAUUGAACUGAAAAGAAUCAUACAAUUAAGAACUUACAUACAAUUAUAUAUUGUUAACACUAUUAUUAUGGGCAAUAUUGAGUGAUGCUGUGUAGUUUAUAGUAAUUGUUAUAAGAAUACAUAUAGAAUGGUUUGUUAUGGUUAAUACCCAUUACAAAAUGUAGUUUGUUAACUAAUCUCUGAAAUAUUCCACUGAAUCUACUAAAUUGUGUAUAUUAUACAAAAUAAAUUUCAUUAAUAUUUAAUUACUAUUGCUCUAUAUUAUUUUACUAUCAUUAUUUUGUAAUUUAUGUAUGUCUAUUUUUCCUAUUUUAAAAUAUCUUGACAAAACCAAUAUCACAAAAAAGUUGCAAUCAGCUUUUAUUUCUGACCAAUUUUGUGGAAACACUAGUAACGAUCUACCAAAAUAAUCUAGGGCACACUAUUUAUUUUCUUGGAAUCUAUAAGGGAUGAUCCAUAAAAAAUAUCAAACAAAUUUCAUUUGACCCCUCCCACAUCGCUGUUGCAUUUAGAGAAAUCCUGGAAAUCACAGCAUUUAAUUCCUAAGCAACCUUCACUCUGUCAGUCAAAAUAUAAUAUAAUUAAUAAUAACUAGGUAAGGAAUAUUAAUCUACAAAGAUGGUAUCCUUUUUAGAACUUAAUAGUUUACCUUUUAAUAUUAAUCCUAUCCUUGUGUAAAUGUUCAUAAGGGGCAAAGUGCCCCAUAUAAAGGGAAGCUUAUAUACAUAAACUGCACUACGGACAUCACACCAUCAGGUGACACCUCCAAUACCUCAUGCAUUGGUGCCUGGUAACUAUUCCGGAGGCCUAAGAUCUCACUCUUCAAACCAUACACAGCUUACAAUAGAAUAGAACAAUACUGACAGCAGAAAUACUAGUAGGCGAGACAGAUGUGGAUGGUUUUGUACAGUCUAUUUGCAUAAAUUGUGCUAGGAACUGGUGGGUUUAAAUAGUUUGCAAAAAAAUAUUAUACGCUGCUGUUUAUCGAUGUACAGAACCACCGUCAUAUGCGUAUCCAGCCACCGAGCGGCCUUGAGAUGGUAGGGGCAAGAUAGCUUAUUUAGGCAAAUAUGUUGCAAGACAUUCAUACAUACAAUUUUCCGAUAUUCCUUACAAUAUGUAGCCUGGUACGUCCAUGCCCAUAUAUAUGAUUAUUGUAUUUUUUUUUAAUUACUAGCUCGCCCUACUAACGUUUUGCCAUAUAAAUAAAAUCGCUAUUUAAAAAUAUGGGUUGAUGACAAAAGGAUGAAAAUUUAGGGUUGUAUGUAUUUUACUGCCAAAUUAGAAAAAAAAUAAAAUUUCAGGGAUGCACAGAUUACUUUGGGAUAUGAAAAAUAGUUGCUCUUGCGGCAACGUGUGGA